UGUGUGCGCUCGUGAGUGUGUGUGUGGGUGCUUGUGCGGGGAUGCACAGACGGCUCGUGGUAAUUUGAUGUGUGUCCCCGGGGAUAUUUGAUGGAUUAAUGCUAAGUAGGCUCCCUUUUCCAAAGGCACCACCUGAUCUUUGGGGGUUCGUGCCCCAUAUAAAAGCCUGCGCUAGUGCUGAGCUCAGCUAGUCUAGCCAUCUCCUCUUCUCUCACCCUCUAUCUCUCUACACUUUAUUUCUUUCUCUGUGUUCUUUCUCCUAUCCUUUGUCUUUAACUUUUCCCAUUCUCUUCUGUCCUUUCUGUUUCUCUUCUUUCUGGCAUUCAGACUGAGGCUUUUCAGGCUAUUCAGGCCUGGGAGUUUUAGCAGUGAGGGAAAUCUCAGAGCAUCUUUUAGCAUCGUCCACCACCAUUUUGGUUUUCUUUGACUUGAGGCCUUUUCUAAAGGGUGCAGGCCUUUGACUUUUUCCUGUGCAGUUUUGUUCUUCAUACGUGGCAUUAGGAACAGCCCGUCAAGAAAAUGCCACGUUCCUUUUUGGUGAAGCAACUGAAGGUCCACGAUUUCUCCUCCUCCAAUCAUCCUCAUCAGCAUCACAACGACGGAUCGUACACACUCACACGUGCCAUCACCGAGUCCACCACCAACUUGGCGGUCCAUUUGAGUGAAAACGGCUACAUCCAGGAUUACGUCAUCCCCUCAAUAUGCCAGAGCACAAAGGAUCCUGGCUCGAGGAGGCAGACCGGGCUCUCCGCGGGGCCCCUGUACUCCCCAGGGAGCACAGGGGGCAGCGGGGGGGAGGACUACUCCGACCAUGACAUGGAGCAGCCCGACAGCCCCUGCUCAGGCAUGACCACCGAGUCGGACAGUAGCAGCUACACGGUGGACGCCUUCCUCAUCUCUGACGGCCGCUCUCGGAGAAGGGCCAACCACAGGAAAACAAAAACCAAAGGUGAGGAGAGAAACAGCAUUGCAGAAGUGGGCUCCACAGGAUCCACAGGGUCCAAGGCUGCCAAAGGGAAGCCCGGAAAGUCUAAGGGACCGGGGCGCCACACGUGCAGCGAAUGCAGCAAGACCUACGCCACCUCGUCGAACCUGAGCCGUCACAAGCAGACACACCGCAGCCUGGAAGGACAGCAGGCUAGGAAGUGCCCCACGUGCCAUAAGGCCUACGUGUCCAUGCCGGCGCUGGCCAUGCACAUGCUCACCCACGACCUGCGGCAUGAGUGUGGAGUGUGCGGCAAGGCGUUUAGCCGACCGUGGCUGCUGCAGGGUCACAUGCGCUCGCACACGGGCGAGAAGCCGUUCGCCUGUGCCCACUGCGGCAAAGCGUUUGCGGACCGCUCCAACCUGCGUGCCCACAUGCAGACGCACUCGGCCUUCAAGCACUAUGAUUGCAAGCGCUGCGGCAAGAGCUUUGCACUGAAGUCCUACCUGAUCAAGCAUUACGAGUCGGCCUGCUUCAAGGGCUCCGGAGACGAAGAGGACUGCUGUCCCGAGGACUGAUCAGAGAUUUACACCAUAUCAGCUUAUUUACCCAGGUCUGUUUCACUGACCUGAUAUCUCAUUUACAAGAGAGACUAAUAUUGUGUUCAUUAGGGC
Messenger RNA from Salvelinus sp. IW2-2015, 1599 nucleotides. RefSeq names its product transcriptional repressor scratch 2. Gene Ontology annotation, biological process: regulation of DNA-templated transcription. The record is from RefSeq and is a predicted model, not a curated record. Lineage: Eukaryota; Metazoa; Chordata; Actinopteri; Salmoniformes; Salmonidae. Gene Ontology annotation, molecular function: RNA polymerase II cis-regulatory region sequence-specific DNA binding; DNA-binding transcription factor activity, RNA polymerase II-specific.